AGCUGUCAAACAUGGCCACCUCCUACUGGGUGUGAAAGAAGCGACAGCUGACAAAGGAGAAAUCCGUCUAUCGCUGCGGAUGACGGUCGUUUUUAAAUACAUCGUCCCUUCAGUUCAUCGGACGCAUAUGUGAUCUCCACAGUGAUGAUGUGUGUCAGACCAGGGAAGUGACUGAAGAGUUGAACUGCCCCACACUGCUGCGCGUCCCGCCUUCCCGCAGCCAUGCAGAUGAACGCUGUGAUCGUGGAGUCCGCCGUGGUUCUGGCCGUGGUGCUGUGCGUCCACAUGGCGGUGUGGAACCAGCACUCCUGGUGCAGCAUCGCUCUGGUCAUCCAGGCUUUUUACGUGCAGCACAAGUGGGAUCGUCUUCUGCGAUCAGGCGCAGCCGUGUUCCAGUUCCGUCCGUCUGCGAACAGCGGCAUCGUCCCGGCCUCCAUGGUGAUGCCGCUGUUGGGCCUGGUGCUGCGAGAGCGGUGCUCCGCCUCUGGGAACGUCUACUUUGAGCGCUUCUCCAUGGUGGUCACCAUCACCGGCAUGAUGCUGGCCUUAUUCCUCUCCCUGAUCGCGCUGGGAAUCACCAGGCCUGUUCCAACCAACACGUGUGUCAUCGCAGGCAUGGCAGGCAGCGCCAUCCUCUACACCACAAAGCAAACGCUGACGGUGUCAGAGGUCAUCGAGGUGCUGGAGGUUCUCUUGAUCUUCGUCUAUCUGAGUCUGAUUGUGCUUUACUUAAUGCCGCGCUGCUUCACACCCGGCGAGGCGCUUCUUAUCGUCGGUGGGAUCAGCUUCAUCAUCAACCAGCUCAUCAAACGCUCUCUCAACCUAGCUGAGGUCAAAGGUGAUCCAGUGAACUACUUCCUGCCCGUGGUGGUGGUGGGCUCUCUGCUGCUGGGCGUGGUCUUCGCCCUGCUUUUCUGCUUCAUGGAGUCAGAGACCUGGGUGUCCUCCCUCUUUUUCCACAUCAUGUCAGCCGUCCUGGCUCUGGGCAUCCUCAUGCCCUGGCUCUCCCUCUUCAUCGGCCGCCAUCCCAUCAUGUGGCUGUUUGACUUUGUGACGCUCAACGACAAAAGGCUGUGCCUGCUGAGCUACUGGGCCUUUCUGUGCGUGGUGGCCACCUGCGUGGUGCUGCACCAGAACUAUCAGCGGCAGGCAGGAUCCAAGAAGCACCAGGCCUCCACCGUGGUCAGGAAGUACUUCCACCUGAUUGUGGUGGCCACGUUCGUGCCCGGCCUCAUUUACGACAGGCAGCUGCUGCACGUGGCCUCGGUGGGCUGCCUGGCUGUCUUCUUGUUCUUGGAAUACGUGCGGUAUUUUCGAAUCCGGCCGCUGGGACAGCUUCUCAGGCAGCUGCUCACGCUCUUCUUAGACGAGAGGGACUCGGGGCCGCUCAUACUCACCCACAUCUACCUGCUGCUGGGCAUGUCUCUGCCCAUCUGGCUCUUCCCUGGACCCUGCGCUCCAAAGGGGGUGCUGCCUGGUGCGGGCGGGCUGGUGCCGUACGCCGGCGUGCUGGCGGUGGGCGUCGGCGACACGGUAGCGUCUGUGUUCGGGAGCACGAUGGGAGAGAUCCGAUGGCCAGGAACUAAAAAAACGAUGGAGGGAACAGCCACUUCAGUGUUCGCCCAGAUCAUCGCGGUGGCCAUGUUCCUCAUCUUUGACAGCAGCAUCAACUUAAACGCCACCUACUCGUGGAUCGUGGGCUCCAUCACACUGGUAGCCAUGCUGGAGGCUUACACGUCCCAAAUAGACAACCUCCUCCUCCCGCUCUACCUCCUCAUCCUCCUGCUGCUCUGAUCAAACCCCACACAUGUCCAUUUUAAUGUUGGAAUGACUAUUUAAUUUCUGACCAAGACUUUUAAUGGCACAAGAAGCUGGGUGAACAUGUUAACAAAGACACUAGAUGCGUUUGUUUUGACGUCCACAGAACGUUUCUAUGUGCAAACAAUAUUUAUUCCGUGAUACCGUUAAAGAAUAAUGCAAGUGAAGACUUGAGAACUCAAGUUGAAACCGCUGAACGAUUUAAUCAAGCAGUUGCUUUCUCAGGAAAACAAAAAAGCAGAUUAGCAACAUCAAAAACUCAGUUAAAAACAGUUAAAACAUUUGCAUUUAAGCAGUCAAAAAUCUCCACCAAAUCUUGUUAAAACCUGUGUAAAAUGUUUUUUUAAUAUUAAAAAAAUGUAACAUUUUAACAUGAAAUAUUGAUGAAUCAGGAGGGAGGUGACAUCAGAGCAGUUGGGUUACGACAUGUGCUCCCAUCCGAGCCACCGGUGUGUUCUUGUAUUAUGCAACAGGAGAUCGAGUUCAGCCAAAACUGUUCUGGAAACAUGCAGAUAAGCAACAGACGCUUCUCAGUGACUUGGCUUGACUCACCUAACCAAGUUUUGUUUCAUUUAUUUCAUUGACGUUUGUAUUGCCUAUGAAGAACAUUAUUUCAUCAUUUCUUAUUUCUGUACUUCCAUAGUCGUCUCUGCCUAGAUAGCAAUAUGAAGGACCCUCUGCUGACAGUAUUUGCCUUAAGAAGUUUUUUUACUACCACAUAUUUGUAGAUGGUCGAUGAAAGCAUGGCUGCCGACGCAAACUCUUUUAAAAGGGCUGCUUUGAAUUGUGGCUGCAGCAGGAUCCUGUGACGUCUCUGCAUGACACUAAUGUGAAACUCAUGAUGUGGCACAGUCUGGUUGCUGUUUUAGUGGCGCUAUUCAUAAUAACUGCUGUACGUGAUACUUGGUUUGGAUGAUUUUUAUCAUAUUUGGGGUUUAAACCCUUGUUCUUGGUCACCUUUUGACUGUUUGAACUCUGAGAAUUUCACUGGAGUGUGACGUCAUUCAACCUCUGGGUGGAAACCAAAGAUCAGAUUUCUUUUUUUACAGUUAUGACAAGAACUGAUUGAAAAGCAAAAACUAUUCAAAAAUACUUUGGUGUUUCAGUAUUCUUGAAUUCCAUAUGGAUUACUUUAUAAUUAUUCAGAAGAAUAACAUUCAGAUUACAAUUCCAAUUUGGUUCAUCAAUGAUUAACAUAAACAUAUCAUGUAAAAAAAGAGAGGAUUCAUCUGUCCAAGAAAGCAUGACGGGGCAGGAAUAAUACGAAUAUAUCUGCUGAACACAUGACACAUACAGUACGAACACAUUCCAUGGUCAAGCUCCAUUGGUUGACUGUUCUCCUCCUGAUCCCAAUGGCUCAACUAUACAGGUUUGAAGCACAAAUGGAGCUCUUUAGUUUCAGUAGGUAAAAAAACCUUUAAUGCAUUUUCCAAAAUGACUUUACAAUGACGUUCACACACAGUUAUGAAUUCAACAUUUCAACAGUACUUGAUAAGGCUGCAUCAUUUGUAUUUCCUAUUUGUAUUUUAUUGCUCCACUUGUUCCAUUGAUUAAAUGUAGAUUUCCUGUUAUUAUAAAAUGUGUUUCCAACAAAAUCUUGAAAAACAAAAACAUCGCUAUGAAAUGAUUUAGUUCAUAAAAUUGUUUUGCUGCUGCAGGAGCUUUAUUUCAGCAUGUAUGCGAGCCCUUGAAUCAUGUUUAUCCAGAAAAAUGUUUUUUGUUGUUAUGAUUUGUCGGCAUGAAACCACAGUGCAAUUGUUAUCUCUCCACUUGGAAAAGACAUAAUAUUAAAGGCAUGGUGAGUGCAAAUUGGAAGAUUAAAAAUGUGAUACACCUUCAGACAAGAGUCUGAAUACUUCAUUUCGUGUUUAAAAAAAUUGUUUUCAUAGACCAACUGUUUGGUAACAAAAUUCAAAGUCUGAA
This is a messenger RNA of Synchiropus splendidus (mandarinfish), 3741 nucleotides long. RefSeq names its product dolichol kinase (gene dolk). NCBI's taxonomy places the organism in Eukaryota, Metazoa, Chordata, Actinopteri, Syngnathiformes, Callionymidae. The transcript is spliced from 2 exons. Gene Ontology annotation, molecular function: dolichol kinase activity. The record is from RefSeq and is a predicted model, not a curated record. Bases 223 to 1794 code for a protein of 523 amino acids. Gene Ontology annotation, cellular component: endoplasmic reticulum membrane. Gene Ontology annotation, biological process: dolichyl monophosphate biosynthetic process.